AUGGGGGAGACGGGGAGCGGGUGUGGGGAGAAAUGGGGGAGACGGGGAGCGGGCGUGGGGAGAAAUGGGGGAGACGGGGAGCGGGUGUGGGGAGAAAUGGGGGAGACGGGGAGCGGGCGUGGGGAGAAAUGGGGGAGACGAGGAGCUGGUGUGGGGAGAAGCGGGUUUGGGGAGGGGAAGAAAGGUCGGGUGCAAUGUCCUUCCUGCCGGACCUGGGAGCCGCCACCUGUCAAUGCCACGCAAGUAUCAUUAGCCAGCGCCACUUACCACGAGGGGUGCGAGGAGAGGGGGGAAGGGAGGGGAGAAGGAGUGGGAGUUGAGAGCCCUACCGGGGGGACCGCUGCAGUGGGCGAAGGGUUUUGUGCCCUCCUCCACCUUCCCGUGCCCCCCUCCAUGCUCCCAUGCCGGCCUCUCCCCCCUGUACCGCCCCCUCUCCCCCCUGUACCGCCCCCUCUCCCCCCUGUACCGCCCCCUCUCCCCCCUGCGCCGCCCACUCCCCCUGCGCCGCCCACUCCCCCUGUGCCGCCCCCUCCCAAUGCGUCGCCCACUCCCACUGCACCACCGCCCUUCUCCACCCAAUCGCCCCUGGCAGUGCUGGCAUGUGUCCUGCACGGCACCCAAUCGCUCUCCACUGGCAGUGCUGUGCUGGCACAGGUGGUGCGAGGGUGGCAGCCGGCUAGACGCUUCAGGGAUUGGCGGCGAGCUAUGAAUGUGUGCCGCCUGGGGGACCCGGCUGUAGAAUGCUCUGAAGAUGGCUCAGUGAUCGCCCUAAAGCUGUCUCAAGCUGGCAUCAGGGGAAAUCUCUCCGACGAGCUUGGCAAACUCACCGCCCUCACUUCCCUGCAGCUGGACGGCAAUCAGCUGACCGGCUAUCUGCCUUGGUCCCUAAGUGCCCUAACCAACCUGCAAAUCCUCAAUGUGGGUGGCAACAGGCUCUAUGGCAUGCUGCCCGCGUCGAUCACAAGCCUCAAGCACCUUCACACCCU
Messenger RNA from Closterium sp. NIES-65, 986 nucleotides. The record is from the annotation of a GenBank genome assembly. Lineage: Eukaryota; Viridiplantae; Streptophyta; Zygnematophyceae; Desmidiales; Closteriaceae.